AUGACAGGAAUUAUUAGAAAUAAAGUUUUUUUUCAAAUUAAACAAGGUAAUACACCAUUAGGUAGAGUUGUAUUUGAAUUAUAUAACGAUAUCGUACCAAAGACAGCAGAGAAUUUUAGAGCAUUAUGUACUGGUGAAAAAGGUAUUGGUAAAUCAGGUAAACCAUUACAUUACAAAGGUUCAUCAUUUCACAGAGUCAUUAAAAACUUUAUGGUUCAAGGUGGUGAUUUCACUCAUGGUACUGGUAUUGGUGGUGAAUCAAUUUAUGGUCGUACUUUUAAUGAUGAAAAUUUCCUCGUUAAACAUAAAAUCGGUUGUUUAUCAAUGGCAAAUGCUGGUAAAAAUACAAAUGGUUCUCAAUUCUUUAUUACCACUGCUGAAACUCCACAUUUAAAUGGUGGUCAUACUGUAUUUGGUGAAGUAGUUGAAGGCUUUGAUAUAGUCAAAAAAGUUGAAAAUGCUGAAACUGAUAGAAGUGAUCGUCCAAAAGCUGCAUGUGUCAUUGAAGAUUGUGGUCAACUUUAA
This is a messenger RNA of Dictyostelium discoideum AX4, 525 nucleotides long. RefSeq names its product cyclophilin D (gene cypD). Lineage: Eukaryota; Evosea; Eumycetozoa; Dictyosteliales; Dictyosteliaceae. The transcript has a single exon. The record is from RefSeq and is a predicted model, not a curated record. Bases 1 to 525 code for a protein of 174 amino acids. Gene Ontology annotation, molecular function: peptidyl-prolyl cis-trans isomerase activity. Gene Ontology annotation, cellular component: mitochondrion. Gene Ontology annotation, biological process: protein folding.